Eimeria necatrix is the source of this 1237-nucleotide messenger RNA. RefSeq lists its product as hypothetical. Gene Ontology annotation, cellular component: cytosol; nuclear envelope. The transcript has 4 exons. NCBI's taxonomy places the organism in Eukaryota, Apicomplexa, Conoidasida, Eucoccidiorida, Eimeriidae. The annotation marks the transcript as partial. The record is from RefSeq and is a predicted model, not a curated record. Gene Ontology annotation, biological process: protein import into nucleus.
GGUGUUGAGCGCGGUGAGCGAGACGCCGCACAUGUACGGGGAGAUCCUGCCGCACUUGCUGCCAGCUCUGGACGUUUUGCUGCAGCAGCAAAACGCAGAUCAUUUGGAAGACACAAUUUCUCUUUUGGAGUUUUUUUCUUUUUACUUGGAAGCUCCUUUUCCGGCGGAGUUGUGGGGUUUUUUCGAGCGGCUCUGCGACGCCGUCUGCUGCAGCAGCAGCAGCAGCAGCAGCAGCAGCAGCAGCAGCAGCUGCGGCUGGGCCGCCGACCACUUGGAACAUUUGCUGCCAGUCUUCUCCAACUUCAUUUCCAGAGACCAAAUCACUUUUGCUGCUGGCAGCAGCAAAGCAGGAGUUCCUUAUCCGCGCUGCAUCUUCCAAGUGGAGGCGUGCAUGGGGCUGCAGCUGCUGUGCUCGCUGCUGCUGGGAUCAGCAGCAAAGCGGUCUGUGGACGCGCUGCUGCAGCCGUGUCUGCUGCUGGUGUGGCAGUGGGUGCAGCAGCUGCAGCAGCAGCAGCGGCGAGUGGACAAAGGCACCAAAAGGUGUUUUAUUCUUUUCAUUUCUUCGCUGCUUAUUUAUGCCCUCGAGCCCGCGCUGCUGCUGAUGCAGCAGCAGCAAAUGCUGCAGCCAGUCAUUGCUUUUGUCCUUUCCAACGCAGACGUCGUCGAGGCGUACGAGCAAAGGAAGACGCUGGUGCUGGCGUUCGCGCCGCUGCUGCGGGCGGUGGCAGCAGCAGCAGCAGCAGCAGCAGCAGCAGGAGGCGAAGCAGCAGCAGCAGCAGCAGCAGUGCCCGCGUGCCUGCUGGAGCAGCUGGGCCCGCUGGCGCAGCUGCUGGCGCGGGAGGGCGUGGAGCUGCGGGCCAUGAAGGACAAAGCAGCAGCAGCAGCAGCAGCAGCAGCAGCAGACAGCAGCAGCAGCUUGGGCUCCGGCAGCGACAGCGAACAAAGCCUCGAAGACUUCCAAGACGCAGAGCUGCAUCCAGCAGCAAAGUCUUUGCUGCUGAAGUUUGAGUCGGAGUGGGAAGACGAAGACGACGAGGACUGCGACCUCGACCUCGACGGGGACGACAGCUCGCUGCGGUGGGACCCUUUGGAAGCUGUGGAUGAAUUGGCUGUGCUGCGGGAAGCUUUCAAUUCGCUUCCUGCUGCUGCAGCGCAGCAGCUGCAGCAGGAGCUGGGCGCGGAGAAGCUGGGGGAGCUCGUGGGUCUUAGGAUAUUUCUCGAAAAUAAAAUAAAUUAA